UACGGCUGACUCUCUCCCCCUUCAACAAACACUCAUUAAUGUCCCCACCUUUUUAUUAUCUCUACUGUGCUCAAGACAUUGUGAAACGCAGAGCCCAGAGGCUCUUCUUCCUCCCCUUAUAAGAGCCAAUCACAGAGAUUGCUGCUGACCUGAUCCACCCUGAGCAGAUGGUAUAAACACAGUGCAGGUGCCUGGCAGAAGUCAGUUGGAGGUUCCAGGCAUCAAGGUUCCAGGAUCCAGGAUCAGCAGGCACCAGCAGACGUCCUGCCACUAUGUGCUCCCUGCCCAUGGCAAGAUACUACAUAAUCAAAGACACAGACCAGAAGGUUCUGUACACAAGAGAUGGCCAGCUCCUGGUGGGAGAUCCUGAUGCAGACAACUGCACUGCAGAGAAGAUCUGCAUACUUCCCAACCGAGGCCUGGACCGCACCAAGGUCCCCAUCUUCCUGGGGACCCAGGGAGGGAGUCGCUGCCUGGCAUGUGUAGAAACAGAAGCCGGGCCUUCACUGCAGCUAGAGGACGUGAACAUUGAGGACCUGUACAAGGGUGGCGAAGAAGCCACACGCUUCACCUUCUUCCAGAGCAGCUUGGGCUCUGCCUUCAGGCUUGAGGCUGCUGCCUGGCCUGGCUGGUUCCUCUGUGGCCCAGCCGAGCCCCAGCAACCAGUAGGGCUCAGCAAGGAAAGUGAGCAUGCAGGACGCACCGAGUUCUACUUUGAGCAGAGUCGGUAGGACGACAGGGAGUCUGCUGCUCCCAAACCAGCUCAUCCCACUUGGAGUCUGUGGGAGGCAGAAUGAUGGUGCUUCCCCAAAGGUGUCCACAUCUUAAUCCCCAGAACCUAAGCAUUUGUUCUUGAACACAGCAAAUAGGACUUGGCAAAUGUGAUUAAAGAUCCUAGGUUCUCCAGGUGAGACCCAUGGUGACAGUGAGGAAGGAGGGUGGGAUGAGAGAGAGGUUGGAAGAUGCUGUGCUGCUAAUGCUGCUGGUGGAGAGAUGAGCCAGGGCCAGCAGGUGGUUUCUGGAAAAGGCAAUGGGGUGGAUCCUCCAGGAUGGCAA
Molecule: messenger RNA, 1056 nt
Organism: Ochotona princeps (American pika)
Lineage: Eukaryota; Metazoa; Chordata; Mammalia; Lagomorpha; Ochotonidae
Gene: IL38
Product: interleukin 1 family member 10
Exons: 5
Coding region: 273-731 (152 amino acids)
Biological process (GO): cellular response to lipopolysaccharide; cytokine-mediated signaling pathway; positive regulation of gene expression
Molecular function (GO): interleukin-1 receptor binding; cytokine activity
Source: RefSeq, a predicted model, not a curated record